Messenger RNA from Anopheles darlingi, 5133 nucleotides. RefSeq names its product protein quiver (gene qvr). The record is from RefSeq and is a predicted model, not a curated record. The coding region runs from base 968 to 1441 and encodes 157 amino acids. Lineage: Eukaryota; Metazoa; Arthropoda; Insecta; Diptera; Culicidae. Gene Ontology annotation, biological process: sleep; positive regulation of voltage-gated potassium channel activity; regulation of synaptic transmission, cholinergic. The transcript has 5 exons.
UUAGACGAAAUGAGACAGAUAGAGGUUGAAUGCAUGCGCGAGAGGGUGCUCGUUUUGCCGUUUAGACGAGGUUGACUUGAGAUUGCCACAAACAGAGUAACGAAAUACGAAAAUCUCCCAGUAUCAAUAGCUCUCAUUGCCAUUGGGGUGUCUGUGCUAAAGGACGGGCAGUGCGACAAAGUGUGCAAAUGAUGGAAAAGAUGUGCAUGUAGCAUAUUUUAAUGAAGCAUUUGUGCCCUUUGAGCAACAGUGAAGUGAAGAUAUUAUAAGUGAUUAUUAGAAGAAAUACGUAUCGUAUCGAACGAAUUUGUGAAAAAUUAGUAUUCCGCUGAGUAGCAGCGUAUAGUGAUUUGCCAUUUGUCACAUAAGAACGAUUUGGCCGCAUCGCUCGUAGACGCAGAGACAGUGGAGCGCCUUGAAAUCAAUAAAUGGUGCUCGAGUCCAGUGACCAUAUCGGGAGCCGAUGGCACGGCUGCUUGCUAACUAUGUAUGACUAAUCUUCGCGGGGAAUCUGUCUGCAGAUCGAUGCCACGGCCGCCAUCGUUACCACCUUGUACCUUGUCUACGACGCCAGUCAAAGGAGGAAAAACAGAAAACUUUGUAACCUCUCCUUGAGGUUGCGCUUCCUCUGUUCUUUGCACGUUUCCAGCUCUCUGGCGAGCUCUGCCUUUCUCUCUCCUUCUCUCAUUCUCUACUCCAAUACCAAUACUUAUAUUCCGGCACGUGCUCUUAUGCCACUAAAGUACUCUCUUCGCGACAACCACUACCAGCUGUACCACCGUCAAAACUACUGACAUCAGCCGGCCUUAGUUGUGGUAGCAGUUUGUGGUGCCCGAGUUUCUUUCGGUCCGGAAAUCAGGAGCUUCAGCAGAGCUUCAUUGUUAGAACGUGUUUUCAGAUUGCGUAGCAGAAUCCUCGCGACAACGUUGUUAUUAGAAUAGAAUUUUGAAACAAAAUCCCGUUCGAAAUGGAUCGAAAACAGUGGUUGUUACUUCCCUUAGCUUUUGUAGCAGUGUUUUGGUUUUGGAUCCCACAGGUUUCCGCUGAAUGCCAGACACGCUCGAUCUACUGCUACGAGUGCGACAGCUGGACAGAUGCUCGCUGCAAGGACCCAUUUAACUACACCGCUCUACCCCGGGAUCAACCGCCUCUAAUGACCUGCAAUGGCUGUUGUGUGAAAAUGGUGCGCCACUCUAGAACACCUUACGAGGUCGUGAGACGAAUGUGCACAUCACAGUUACAGAUUAAUCUGUUCAUGGUAGAUCAUGUGUGUAUGAUGGAAAGUUCUGGCAAUGGUCAUAUGUGUUUCUGUGAGGAAGAUAUGUGUAACUCCAGCCCAAGCUUGCACUCCGCAGACCACCGCUGGCUGAAUAUGCACGCGUGCAUCGGUAGCGCGCUCGCCGUUUAUUUGUUACAGCUAGUGCAAAGAGUCUUUCGGUAAGCCUUCCGCAAACUGCACACUACACUAAUGCAGCCCAUGGAAUAUUUUCGGUUUCUCGAGCUGAUUGGUCUAUUUGCCUCCUACCCCUUACCGAUUUCAAAAACCCUACCGGUCAAGUAAAUCAUUCUCCCUCUAUCCUUAUUCCCUCCAUCGUAAAAUCGUAUUCCUAUUCCGUAUUCCUAUCGGUAACAGUAGUCCAUAAGCGAGGAGCUAUUUCACGGAUUUACAUAUGACUGCGGUUUGCGGAUCAAAUCGAAGGACUCUUCUACCGAUCGCUAUCAAUUCGUAGUUUCGACGCGUUCGUUCUUAUUUAAGCUUUCAACGCUCAACCAUUUUUCCGUUUAUGUUUCGCUCCUCCCGAUCAGUUCGAUCAGUUCAAGUUCGGAUAACUAGUCAUCCAAUGUAGUCACACAGUAUAAACGCACACACACAUACAUACUCAAUUGCACACCUUCUGAAACGAAGCAAAUACAUCAUGCGAAUCAAUAUCCGGUCGUCUCGGACAAUGGACGGAAAUAAAAUACGUGUAUAGGCACGCGUCAUUACGAAUCGUUCAAACGCACUCCCAAAGGUCAUACUCACGAUGCAGCUUGAUCCAUGAUCAAUUCACCAUUCUCAUGUAUCUUAGAUAGAGAACGAAAGCAAGCUACUCCUUGCAGCAAUACUCAUGUGCUCGACGCGUUGCGACCCUCUCGUAUAAUAGCGCGAAUGAAGGGGCAUCGGCAAGAUGCACUCACUAACCUCUCAAUCACGAGCUCAAUGGUAGCAAACAUUUAGUUUCAAUUCCCGUUCUACUAGUCCUUUCACUUCACAAUUGAUCCCUCCUGAUUCCCUACUGAGUCUAUCCAUUUUUCAUCGUUCAUGAUUUCUUUAGUAAAUGCGUUAGUUACACAACUGAACUUUUUUAUCUUUCAUUUCCUUAAGCUUCGAUGUUCUAUUCAGUAGUGUUAAGUAGCUAUUUUGCAUCUGAAAAGUUUUAUGAUAAAUAUUAUAUUUUCCAUAUGAAAAAGAUUUGAAGAUCUUUUUUUUUUGUUCUUUACCUUUUAUAUAUUAUUUGUUUUAGUUUGAGCUCAUUUUUGAUUACAUUUGGAAUACAAUUAAUUUUGUCCAUGCCCAAUAGGAUGUAAGGUGCCCGAAAUACUGCAUGGCAAUUUUAUAAAAACUUUCCCAGAGUUCAAGUACAAUUAGCUCUUGCUUAUAUUACUUGAGAACAUAUGCAUAAUUGUAUUUUUCCCACACCAGGUUAACCAUGCACCAUUUCACAUUUACCUCCUAUUUUCCUUUCAUCUCAAAACUAUUGUUAUGUGAAUAGCACACACCUAAAUUACACCGUUGUUCGGAAAGCAAUAAUAUUUUCUGAUUAUACUAGCUGACCAUACGUAUACUAUAAAUGAAUGAUUGAAUUUUUAUUAAAGUUUAAUCAAUGAUACUUUGAAUGGCAGCAUAACGCAAACAUAUUUUAACGGUUACAUACUAACGUGAAGUUGUGUUAUUUUAAAGCAUAAAUUCCAUUGCACCCGCGUCUUUCAUCUUUGAAUAGUUUAAUCGAAUUGAAAAUAAAGUAAAUGAUAACGAAAAACAGAUUCCUAGUUGAGUCUAUUCUAAAUAGUAUGCCAACCGGGGAUACCAGUGGUCAUACAUUAACAUUUAAAAAAAUGGUACAGUUUAUAAUUUCCAAUCUGAGAUCUAUUGCACCGCACAACUCUCACUGCAACAUGUAUAGAUUUCCAUGUACAUAUAUGGAUUUUUUUGUCAAUAACUCUAUCUUUUACAAUUUAUUAAAUUGACCUAACACAAUAAUUGCUUACUGCAUGAUUAGACAUCAUUUAAUGACAUUAGUGGGACUUCUUGUCUUUUACAUUUCGUUCAUUAUCUACUUUGAACCACACAUUCUGUAAGUUUUUUUGUUAUGAGUGUGGAAAAUGUUUUGAAACAAUUACACAGAUACUAUUAGACUAACAAAAUUGAUAAACAAAGGCUUAAGAAAUUGGGCUAUGCUUUUAGAACUGAGACAGGUUAGAAUUGCAAUUUAUUUGGUUUUUAUUUUAAAUGCGGCUUUAUGGUUUCUUUUUCAUUUCUGUUGAUUACACUUGGUUUAUUUAUUAAUCCCUUCGCCUAUCAAGAACCUUAGCUAGACUUAGAUAUAUAAACCAAAUAUACCCUCACCUAAAAUUCACUUUUAUAGAUAACGCAUCCAUCCAACUUACUACAUCUGCUACACCUAGAAGCUACCUAGAAAAUCGUUCAUUCGUUUUUUCCUGCAAAUUGUAGACAGUUUUUGAUACGAAAGCAUAGCAAUUUUUUACAGAGCGUUGCGACGAGAUUUAUAUUUGCGAGAGUAAUGAUGUGACCCUAGUGGAUGCAAAUAUCGAUGCAAGAAAUAGCGAUCCCCAUAGAUAGCUACCAAUUAAACAUACGAAAACAAUGUAAUUAUACAUAUAUACACAAACAUAACACGCGACACGUCUACACGUUUGCUUGCAAAUAUGUGGCUCAUAACAAUUGAAACAAUCUGUAUCAAAAGAAAGAUUAUAAAUGCCACUAGUAGUGGUAUGCACAGUUAAACAAUACAAGAGACCUUCUUUCAUCUCCAGUCUUUUCAAUCAUUUUCGAGGGUGUAUGAAGUAUCUCUUUAUCGUUCAUGUUUACAUUUUAUAUUGCAAUACUAAUAUACGACUCUACUUCUCUACUCUGACUGUGCGAAGCAUAAGAAAACUCAUACACGAAUUUAACGAAAAUUGAGAAGCAUUAGCAAUGGCUCAUUGUAAAACUUUUCGAAUAGUCCAAGAUUCUCCAAUCUAUGUUAUGCUACUUCUGGUAGUGCUUGUCAAAUAGGAUUGUACAAUACACAAAUCAAAUGACAUAUUUUUUAAAAAAUGAUUUAUUAAUUCCACAAAUGCUAACAUUUGUAUUGGAAGGUAAUGUAUCCUAUGAAAAGAGACGAUAUAUUAAAACGUGGCACAGCAAUUUGUGUGAUGGUACCAAAUUGAGGAUUUCAAUAAUCUUAAAUGAUCUCUCUUUCUUCACUGGGAGGUUUUCAAAUGAAAGUUCAUAAUAUCAGCCAACACCGAUAAACUAGCCGUCCAAAAAGGGAAUUUAUACUUCGUUUCUCAAGAAAAAAAUUAAAAGACGCAGGGAAUUCUUUCUAGCUGCUCAAAAAAGUCUGCAAUUGGUUGUCUUUUUUUGCCACCCUCAACGGAGUACAGAGAAUUAAAUAUUUACCGAUUCUACAAUUUAUUCAUUGAGCCUCACCUAGGCUGUAAUCUCAACAACCUCACUCGAACUCCCAUACUUUAAUCGGAAUCUCGAUGGUGUAAGCGUUAGCAAUCAAUGUUUCGAAUAAUUCAGUGGCGACCUUAUCAAAUCAUUGAUUUUUUCUAUCCGUUUCACUAAUUUGGGAGACAGUUUCAGACUCAAAACCAACACUACAGCUCCCCGAUGCUCGUCUCAUGAAUCUCAACUACAUGCAAUACUUGUACAGUGUAAAACAACUAGACCAAAAGAAUGUAUUUUUCUACUGCUGCUCAAUUGACUUACUAAAAUGAAAUGAAAAAAUAUAAACACACGCACACACACACUAUCAUAACGAAUAACGAAACACACGAUCCCUAGUACGAUAAUGUAACGGUGCUGUUAGAUGGUAGACAGCAUAUUGACCAAGAAAUGUUGAGCAUUUUUUACGAGACUCCAUC